This is a messenger RNA of Schistosoma haematobium, 16538 nucleotides long. RefSeq lists its product as uncharacterized. The record is from RefSeq and is a predicted model, not a curated record. The coding region runs from base 124 to 3426 and encodes 1100 amino acids. Lineage: Eukaryota; Metazoa; Platyhelminthes; Trematoda; Strigeidida; Schistosomatidae. Gene Ontology annotation, cellular component: cytosol. Gene Ontology annotation, biological process: tRNA methylation. The transcript has 28 exons.
AUCAGACACGUGAAAAUAAGUCGUCAGCUUUAAACAAUGUUGUUUUUGUAUGACUACGUUGAGUAGUUUAUUUGUAAUGCUGAGCGUAAAAAUACACAAAGUUUAGAGUGAAGCCUUUAUAAAAUGUCUGAUCAACAAAGUUAUAUCCGCAACUUGAUUGAAAAGAAAUUCAGCGCAUUUUGUGCCAAAGAAGGUGUUAGAUGCUGCUUCGAGAUUUCAAGUGAGAUGGUACUUACUACGAAUGGGAUAGAUGCGUUGUUGUAUCUGUGUUCUAAACUUCCUAACAGAAAGCUGCAGUUGGCUUUUUUGGAUUUCUUUAUUCAAACGGUUACAUUGUUGGAUGAAAAAGCCAUAGAUCAGAUUAUCAAAUACCUUUUAAGAGUUUUCAAAGACACGACGGAAAACAGUUGUGUUCAAGGCAAACAAUGCGAUUCUGUUCUAAGUAACUGUGCAAAACUUAUGGUCUAUUGUUUAACGCACCCACAUGCGCCAUCUAAUUCAUAUGUAUUUUUCAUGGAAGCCAUCGACCAGAUCAAAUCAAUAAUUUGUGGUUCCACUAAUGUUGAGUGCCUUAUAAGCUAUGCAAUCUUAUUCAUAAAUAUUGUUAAAUUGGAAAGGAAAAAUUACUUGGCUGAAAUAUUGGCUGUGCUUAAUCAAUCCGAGAAUUCACCUUCGUCAGAUAUCACAGGGAAUCUGUCUUUUUUAUUCCAAUUAUUUCACAGUAGUAAUUCGCGAGCUCAAUUAGCAAUUCUACUAGCACUGGUUGGGAUCCUAUCUACAACUGAUUGGUUUUGUAAUUACGAGAAUUAUGGAAACAUAAGUUUGUAUGUUCUGUCUAUGGCUGGAUUUUCUGUUGAUCCAAAUGAUCAUCUGCUAAGAAAGUUUAAUCAGAAUGAUUCAGUUACUAAUUUACUUCAAUCGAAAAUAGUUUACAAUUGGUCCAAAAAGAAUUUAUUAAAUCACUAUGAGGAUGAUGUAGAAAGAAAUAUCGAACAAUUUAAUGUAUUCACGAGUCCACUUCUAACGUAUUGUAUAGACAUGAGAAGCAGUUACAUAGACGCUAUUCGAUAUUCCGCUUUAGAUACAAUUGAGAAUAUCAUAUUUUUUCAUUUGAAGUAUUGUGACGAAUGUCGCCAGUCAAGAAUAUCUGAUAACAAGUCAAAAAUAUCUUGUGGUUAUUUGAAUGAAAUUUUAAAUCAGUUAGUGAGUGAUUCAUGUUACAGUCGCGGAACAAUUGCUAUGUUAACUCGAUUCAUCCACUGUAUGUCUAAGACUCGUGUGUAUAGGACAAUCAAUUUAUUGCACUCUUUGGAUUCUGUUUUUCAGCCAUUUGUUAAUGACACUAAUUUAGAAAUUUGUGGAAGAAUUGUUUCAGGAUCGAUGAAGAUUGCCGAUGAUCCUAACUUGGCGUCAGAAAUUUCAGAAUUGUAUACAUUAAUUACGCACAACUUGUACACUGAGAAUGACCCAUUAAUUUAUGUAUGGUUAUCUGGUUUAGUCGAUACCUUUAUUCGUAACUCUAACGAAACAUUUCAUUCUACAGUUAUUCAGAAUAUUCUACCCAGUUUAGUGAAAACCAAUCCUAAAUUGUUGGAAUUACUGGUAAAAUGUUGCAACAGUGACUCAGUAAAAAUGAAUACUGACUUGCCUACGUUCCUACUAACUUGUUAUCAUCUUUUAUCAUUUAAUGGAAUGAAAACUGACUGUUGUGAAUACUUGUCGUUAAAUUUCUUAACAUCAUGUCUUCGCUCAUAUGAUAAUCAGUUACGUCUUACAGCUUUAAAUGUUUUAGUAAGUUUAAUUACAAAAUCCAAACAAAAAAUGAUCUUAUCAAAUGAAAAAUUGGAAAUGUUUCUUAAUUAUCUCAGACACGAUUUGUGGCCAAAUUCAAAGCGUAUACACGGCCAAAUUGUCAGUGCAAUUAAAGAUAUUUUGUUGCAUACACUUCCAAUUAUGAAACGUGAAACAAACGAUACCAAUUUAAAUAAUCUUAAAUCGUUUCAUGUUGAAAUGGUUCAUAUCUUGAUGACAUGUAUUUAUCCUGGAUCACCAGCAUCUCGUCUAUCAUUAGGCUUAGCUGGAUUAUACACAGUUGUUGAAUGCUUUCAUUCUGUUUUUUAUACCGAUGAUUAUUCAGAGUUCAUGGCACAAAUUAUGAGUUGUUUGAUUAAAGCAACUCAAAAUGUAUAUACAAUACCUUCAUUUACCGAUGAAAAUUUUAAACCAAUCGAUCACUCAACGUCACAACUGUUCUUUCUCUUUUUGACUGGUUUAUGCAGUCGAUAUGAUGUUGACCGAGAUUAUACUGUGAAAAUACUGUUGAGAUUGGAUGUUUUAAAACAACUUAAUCCUAAUUAUAUCAAUAAAUUAUGGACUGAUACACUAGAAAUCUAUGCUCAAAGUUCCAAACCGGAUGUCAAUCCUAUUGCUGGCGAUAUAUUACGUUUUCUUAUAUAUGGUAAUGAGAAUGUCGAUGAAUCAAACCAGUUGUCUUCAUCUUCAUCGUCUGUAGAUAAGAAACUUAUACAAGCAAUUGAUUGUCUAGUCAACCAACUUCAAGAACAAAUUACAAUUUGUGAAAAAUUACCAGUAAUUGGUUUAAUGUCUGUGGCAACUAAUAAACCAUUUUAUGCUAUACUUAGUACAAUCCGUUCUAUUAUUGGUGUCACCUCAUCAUCACCAUUGAAUAAGAAAAAUAAAAAGCCUACCGAUGCUCAAAUUUGGAGUAACACAUCAAUUAAGGCAGAAUCCUUGUUCAAACAAAUCAAUGGAGUAAAUGUUAUCGAGCGUAUAAUUUCACUAGGUCUUCGUAUAUCUGAAAUUGUGCUACCAGUUGUUGGACAUGAAUCACCUGAAGGUGUCUUGUUAACUUCACAACAAGACGUAAUCAUUGAUGAUAUUAAAACUGCAGAUGAAGAAGCUUCUCAAUUGUAUAAAUUUUAUGAAAAAACACGAAAUCAUCCAGAAUAUUUAAUUUUAUGUUGUUGGCGUUCUGUUCGUGAAUUAUCUUUACUUAUGGGUAUAUCACUUGUCUCAUACGGUUUGAAUAAAUUCGAUAGUAAUCAAAUAAAACCAAAAGAGAUUUUUUCUAUUGCCCGAUUUUUCUGUACUCAGUUACUUUGUUGCCGCCAUCGUGGGGCAUUUGAACUGUGUGCAACUGGAUUUACAAACUUUUGUACUGCGCUUGUAAAUCAUCCAGUCUAUUUUACAAUUCCUAUUCAUUGGCUUAAUGCAGUCACUGGUCAAACUUUGUCAUUAAAUGAAAAGUCGACAAACGAUUGUUCGACUGUAAUAGAAAAUAUUGAUUUUUCACUAGAAUCAUGUAUGGGAAAACAUAAUACAAUGGAAUGUAUCACUCGUCGUGGUGCCGGUUACCCUUUAUUUGUUCAGGUUGGCUCUCUUUCUUUUGGCCUUCUGGUUGACUAAUAUAUUAAAACUGGUGUGGGUAAGAAUGAUAAUGUUUGGUUGUCUGCUUAGUCAGACUUGUAGAUAGUCUGAUAGGUGUCAGAUGAGUUAUAUAUUCCCCUAUUCUUAUUGUUACUUAUUAUUGAUUGUUCAUCGUUGUUGGAUUGUGUCGGGUUUUGGUGUGGAAAUAUAUUUACGUUGUGAUCAGGCUAAUCACGUGUUCUUUAUGUGAGUUGUGUUGAUAUCCUGUAGAAUAGACACUAAGAGGGAAUCUAGUGUAGAUAUUCAUCUAAGGUAAAUUGACGUCCCAUACGUGUAAACGUGAAAAACCAACCGUCUUAACAUUGGCGGGCACAAGUUAUAACAGAAACACUUAACCUUUUAACUAUCGUGAUGCAUAUUUGAAAUGUACUUUCGUUUUUGAACAACCUCAUAGCACAUAUCUGACUGUGGUGCAUAUAUAUAUAUAUAUAUAUAUAUAUAUAUAUAUAUAUAUAUAUAUCUGUCAGAGAUGUUAGCAGCUUGUUAUUUAUUUCUAAUAAUGCUAUCACAAAACUGACCUGUCUGUCAGAAGAAUAAUUUCAACAUUGUUGUUCAAAUACACAUUUUCAUUUCCAGAUUAGACAGUGCAUUUGGUAAAGAUGAUAAGUUGGGUGAUGUAGUUGUGAAUCUCCACGUAUUGUGUUUGUUCAACUACUGCCUUCUGUGAUGUUUAAUUUUGGUUGGUGUAAAAAUAAGUUGGGGAAUCUAAUGCUGAUCAAGAUCACCUUGUAGUUUUACUUUCGAUUGAUGCAUAUCACAUGACAAGGUGAAAUUUCUAGAGGAUCUCACUAAAUUAUCGGAAUAUUAAGAAAACAUAUUUAUCUCAUCUAGUUUGGAAUUGACAGUUGUCUUUAAAGGGUUUAAUCGUCCAAUUUAAGAUUGUUCAUGGCAUCAAUAAUUCAUUAUUCAAACGUCAAAUAUCAUUAUUGAUUAGUUUCAUGCUACAGCGAUUAUUCCGUGUACCAAAGUUUACGUUAAAUUAAAUUGAGCUAAAUUCUUUUUAGAACUCGGACAUCAACGAUUGAAUGGGCAUACGGUUUAACAACUUGGUCUAAUGUGCAUACAUAUAUGUGAUUGAUUCUACACUGUGACCUGUGGAUGAUUGGUGAUGUAGUUGUUGUUUCCUCACUUGAACUCAUUCAAAUCGUGUAACAACUAUUCUUCCUAUUUUUGAGUUUCUCUCAUUAUAAUUGUAUUAUUAAGAAACUUAAUUUUUUAUUCUUAUAUUGAUACAGGCUAUUUUAACUGCAGAUUUAACCCGUAACACUAAUGUAUCAACAACAACACUUACAAAUACAGUCUGCUGGUUACUCAAAUCAGUUAAAACGUCUUUUUGUAACAACAAUCUUCAACAGUCCAACAACCUUAGUACAUGUGUACUACACCUAAAUAUCAUUCGUGAUAUAUUUCAAUCAAAAAAUUUAAAUUAUCAUACAGAUAAAUAUUUACAAAAAGCAUUAAUUAUUGCUUUGGAUGGUGUUGGAUGUGGAGAUUUAUCAGUGAGUUUGUUAUAUAUAUAUAUAAAUUCUGAGAGCUCUUCAAAGCGGCUUGCUUUUAAUCCUGCUGGGACAUGAACAUAGCGAUCAAAUAAAACUUCCCAUAGAUUUUAAUUCAAACAGUCGUAAGAUUAGACAUUAGUCACUUCAUCACAACAGACCGUAAAUAAGAAAUUAUAUUGUGUAUAUUUACAAGCCGUAAAUAAUAGGGAACAAAGCAAGAAGUGAAUAAGUAAACAAUUCUAAUUUAGAAAUAGUACAACGUAUAUCGACGUUUAUACUAUAAAUUCGAGUUUUAAUAUAGGAUAAUGUAGAAAUAUAACGAUCUCUCGUUGGAUAGUUCAAAAAGUGUAAACUUUCUUAAAAUCCUCUUCGAUAUAAUACACAUCUAGUCGCAUAUGUGUCAUAGUUUGGUGUGUGUAUAUGAUGUAUUUUCAUUAAUCAUUUAACCAAAUCAUAGUAAAUAUUCAGUUGAUUUUCAUGAAGGAAACUUUUAGCAAAGAUAACCGUUCAUCUAAAAAUGUAAUUCAUGCAAUGAAAACCCCUAAAUGCCCUGGUACAACCGAGAGUGGGGAAGGUCAUCUCUCUCUCUCUCUCUCUCUCUCUCUCUCUCUCUCGAAAUGCUAUCACAUGGCCACGUGCAUACAACCACUGCCAGGAAGUCCUACUCAUUGCCUUCUCGUGGCGGGGGUGUUGUUUACAAAACUGAGAGGACGAAAAGCGAAUGUCCGGCACUUUGACUGGGUUGGUGGAUACGGAGAAUCCACCUAGGGAGUUGGAAAACCCUGAUUCCACACCAGUGUUGCACAUGGGCUCCAGAAUCCUGAGGGAAAAAUGGCGUAUGAACCAAUCGUUGGUGACCGUCUACCAUGGGACUGCAUCUCCUUACGUUGUUCCACUGCCUUGUGGAUCAGACCUUUAGGUUGAAGGUUCGGGAUGUGGCCGCCUAAGGAAAUUACAUGAUUGGUUUUGAGCACCCGGGCAGUAUCAUAGCCCACACACAAAUUGAAUGAUAUAUGUGGUCUAUAUUUAUUUGAUAUCUAGUUGUACCAAUGUUUAUGUGUUUAAUUAAUAAAAAAUAAUAAAAUGCAAUAAGAUAAAUUUCCACAGUAGUCAAAUAAUAUUCGAGAAAAUCACCGUGAAUAUAUUUAAUGUAGCAACUUAGUAAUUACACUAUCGAACACCUUGUUCCUAUAAAAUAUGGUCGUUUUAAAUCAAUUGUUUAAGAUAUGUGAGGUGGAUUUUUGUUCUAUUAAUUUAACUGUUUUAACAAAUACGUAAUUAAUUGUAGUGAGCUCAGAAACUGUCACGUUGUUGAAUUCACUUGGUAUUGUUUACUUGAAGCGAACGGCACUGGGUUCAUGUCCCAGAGUGAACAUCAAAUCUGAGAUUUAGGUACAUCCAGCUGACAAGUCCCAAACAGAACGCCACUAUCCAUCUCUGCUUAUACUGUCACGUUUUUAGUUUGGAUUGAUUAAAUUUACAUUGCAUACUACAAAGUUGGACGGUUUUCACAACAUACUAUACUAAAAUGUCAUCAUGCUUUUACAACUAAAAAAAUUUGGGAAGGUUUGACGCAAUAGAGCUGUUAUAGCCCAAAACCGCCAAUUAGGGAGCAGCGAAUUAUCGAUCGGACCAAGGACUCAUAAAACACGUGAGAGCAGUCUAGAGUCCUUAUUGGUCAUGCUUUCUGUCUAGCCCAGCCAGUUAAGUCCCGAACACCAGUCUCAGCCUCUGGAAUAUGAAUCAUGUAUUUCGAACAUACUCUGUUUAUACACCAAUCAAGCAGACCACAUCGUACCAUAAAAUAGAAAAUAACAUUUGUACAAGAUUUGGCCAAAUGUGGCUGUGAAUGUGGGAGGUAGUGAUUAAUAGACAGGGAAUAGUUCAAGAAUGGAAAAUCGUAUAAUAACAGUUCAUAGGUUAAAAUAAAGCUUAUGAUAAGAGACACAUGAAUAUGAAUAGUUUAGUUAAUUAACAAUUAUACGAUAAAAAUGUACGAAUAGUAUUGGUCCAUAAAUAGAUCCCAAAAAAUGACCACUCAUUUUUCUUAUCGGGACACAACAAGAGCUCAGUCAUAUUAGGUGUGAGAUAUACAUCACCAAUGACAACACUAGACAAGGAUCCUGAGAUAUCGCGAAUUUACUGAGGUUAUAGAUGUAAAUCAAUGCAGUAGUUUGAAGCUAAGUUCCCAUGAGAAUCGUCACGGUCUUAGAGUUGUGAAUACUCACGUUCACUGAAGUAUUCACCAUACUAGUAUUGAAUAGCUGUUCUGUACUUUCCUAUUCCUCUAUGGUUGCCUACCUGCGAUCAAUCUCUAAUAUUAAAUUUUAAAAUAAAAUCCUGUUACAUGUUUUGUGUUUUGAAUUUAUUACACAGAUACGAAAUGCUUCCAUACUUUUUUAUAGUACACUAUUUCAACGUAUUUUUGGUGUAAAUCGAUCAAAUGCAGUUAAAAGUCGAAAAAAUUGGUUUGUAUUACCUUUAUAUAUAUAUCGAUUCCAAUUUUUGUGUAUGCACACAAGUGAAUGAGAAUUUCAAUUCAAUUAUCAAGUUUUGAAACGUAUGCUUUAACCGCUACACUUUUAGACCUAUAUAUUGAAAGUGAUCUUGUUUGUAAAGUCACUUUUCAGUCAAUCAAGAGAGAGAGAGAGAGAGAGUUAACACCAACCAGGAGUAUUGUACUAAAACAAACGUUUUAACAAACUUUUUAUUAUUUCAAAACUUAUUAUCAGUUUUCCGACUUGAGUAUCAUAAAAAAUGUCUCUACAGAUUUUUAUCGUUUAUCUGAGUGUGAAUUGGUUUCUUCAUGUUGUGGUGGCUUAAGCGUUGAAACACUUAACUCCUAACAAUUAGGUUGCUGAUCCGACUGCAUACACUUCAGUUCAUGCAACUGAGCGGGCGGGCAAUAUCACUAUCCCUCAAAAUUUAACCAGAAGAUCAAGUACAAUGCACGAAUGUAUUCUCAAAAUUGAUUGAUCACUAAUUAGUGGCUGACGCCAUGUACGUCAAAUCUUAGUGCAGAUGGAAUUCUAUCGAUCACAUUACGAUUUGGCCACUAAUCCAAGUAACUUGACAUUGUGUGCACUACGUAGAGACGUAAGGCGGUGGGUAGUUGUAGGUAGUUGACAGAAAACCUUGAACUUAAUUUUCCUGCUAUCCGACAACUUGGUUGACAGAAUUCGGUUAGCACUAACAAAGACUUGAUAUACAUGAUAUUUGCCACAACUCAAUGAUGAGUCAGUGGUACAUAUAUCUCAGUCCUACAGGUGAGUCACAGCCCAAAUAGGUCAGUUGUGGUAACGUCUCGGAUUGUGAAGCUGGGUAACAUAAAGUCAAGUCCACCAAGGAGCUUUGACUCCCACAGGAUUACAGGUACAGCCCCGAAUAACACGAAGACUAGGUUAACCAAGGUUCCGUGUUGACUACCUUACACGAAUCUCUGCUUGAUAAAUGAUUGAAUGAAAAUCAUGAGUGUUUUUCUGUCCACACUGGUUAAAUCGUGAGUGUUUGGUCUUAACUCCUCCUGCAAAGUAUGAUAAAACUAAUGAUUAUUAUUUGUUAAUUAAUAAAAAUUCUUUUGAAUUAUCCAGUGUCGGUCCAGCAUAUAUUGAGUUAGGAGGGUAUAAAUAUGCUUUUAAGUAAUGUAAUCAAUAUUUUGAUGUUGUACAAUGAAUUCAUAUGAUAUUCCGAAAAGGUCAUGUUCAAUAAAACCCUAAUUUUCUCAUGUUAAAAUCAACACUUAUUGAUUUACAUUCUCUAAAAAAUUUGUGUAUGAAAUACUAACUGUAUCCCAUAUCUUCGUCAUCAUACCGUUUGAUGGGAUAAUAAACCCUCUUUUUUUUCAAGAAUUCUAAACAUUUUAAGCGUUGCAUCAAAAUGUUUUCUAAAUCACUCAUUCGACAAUCUAUCAUUGAAAUUCAUUUUCAAUAUUUCAAUCAUGACUUAAAAGUUACUACCUUGAAUGUGAUUGAUUCGAUAUUAUAGUGUAAUUUAACUAAAGAAAAGCCAGUUCAAUCCUGUUGGUUUUAAUUAAUAGUAUAUACAUCCAUUUGAAAAUAGUUAACCUUUUUCUAUGUAUAAAUACUGACUUUUAAUUUUGACAAAUGAUCUUUAUCUUAAUAUCAUUGAAAUUUUUUAAAAUUUUGAAGCUUAGCAACAUCAACAUUCUUCAAACGUUAUCCGAAAUUUGAACACUACUUUGUUGAAACACUUACAUCGUACUCAAAGAAUACGAAGUAUGAAUAUUUAUAAGAAUAACGAUUAUUCUUUUGAUCAUUAAAAUGUCUACUUUUUGAAUCAUUAUACAUGUGUUUAUAGGCCCCAAAUGUCCUGGUACAACCGAGAGUGGUGAAGGUCAUCUCUCUCUCUCGAAAUGCUAUCACAUGGCCACGUGCAUACAACCACUGCCAGGGAAGUCCUACUCAUUGCCUUCUCGUGGCGGGGGUGUUGUUUACAAAACUGAGAGGACGAAAAGCGAAUGUCCGGCACUUUGACUGGGUUGGUGGAUACGGAGAAUCCACCUAGGGGAGUUGGAAAACCCUGAUUCCACACCAGUGUUGCACAUGGGCUCCAGAAUCCUGAGGGAAAAAUGGCGUAUGAACCAAUCGUUGGUGACCGUCUACCAUGGGACUGCAUCUCCUUACGUUGUUCCACUGCCUUGUGGAUCAGACCUUUAGGUUGAAGGUUCGGGAUGUGGCCGCCUAAGGAAAUUACAUGAUUGGUUUUGAGCACCCGGGCAGUAUCAUAGCCCACACACAAAUUGAAUGAUAUAUGUGGUCUAUAUCUAUUUGAUCUCUCCUUGUGCCAAUGCAUCUGUGUUCAAAUAAAUAAAUAAAUGCUUCCACUCUAUAUUGGUUGUUUAAUUUUGUAAAUUUCUACACUAAAAUCUCCAUUGUUCAAUCCUGAUUGGUUUAGUAGUGUGUCAAUUUCUCUAUGUAAUAAUAUCUAUUGUCGUAUCAAUAUGUAUAUAAACAAGACAACUAAAUUUUGACUAUCAAACUCCCAACUCAAAUCUUCAUUCAACAUAUUUCAGUUUGAGCAUGCAGUUAAUCAUGUAUCAAUGGGUGACAUUUUAUAAAAUUGUGUUAUUCCAAGUCAAAUAUAUUAAAUAAUUCGAGGUCAUCGAAUUCCGUUAAUCUAUUUAUUGUUUACAUCAAGCUAAAAAGUGAAUAUAACUGGUUCUGCUAUGAUUUAUUUUAAAUGAUGGAUAGCCUAAAAAUCUCGAAACCAAAAUGAUUUAUAAUCAUUGAAGUUGGAAAGAUGGAUAGUCCUAACAUUGUAUUCGAUCCUUUGUAGUGUAUGUGCACUGUUGAGUAUUUCCAUUCUAUGAUAAAGCACAUAUUAGCACAACUUGCUUACGCCCGUUAUACCUCGUGGAUCAUAGGCCGCCCACCAGCAUUCUCCAUCCAACUCUGUCCUGGACAAUCCUUUCCACUCGCUUCCAGUUACUAUUCAUCCUUUUCAUGUCUACUUCCAACUCCCGACUCGGUGUGUUCUUCGGCCUUCCUCUUUUCCGUUUCCCUUCAGGAUUCCAAAUUACUAGGGCUUGCCUCGUGAUGCAGUUUGGUGAUUUCUGUAAUGUAUGUCAUAUUCACUUCCAACGUCUCUUCCUAAUUUCCUCUUCAGCUGGAAGCUGGAAUGUUUCCUCCCAUAGUAGGCUGUUGCUGAUGGUAUCUGGUCAACGAAAAUUAAGAGUCUUGUGUAGACAACCGUUUAUAAAUACAUGUACCUUUUUGAUGAUGGUUGCAGUAGUUGUCCAAGUUUCAGUCCCGUACAGUAGGACUGUCUUGACGUUCGUAUUGAAGAUUCUGAGUUUGAUGUCAGCUGAGAGUUGUUUUGAGUUCCAUAUAUUAUUCAAUUGUAGGAAUGCUGUCCUUGCUUUGCCAAUCCUCACCUUUGCGUCUGCGUCGAAUCUUCCUUGUUCAUCGAUGAUGCUGACCAGGUACGUAAAAGUUUCCACCUGUUCCAGAGCUUCUGCAUCAAGUGUGAUUGAGUUGGUGCUCUCUGUGUUAUAUUUGAGGGUCUUGCAUCUUCCCUUGUGUAUGUUGAGACCUACUGCUGCAGAGGCGAUGCUACACUGACUGUCUUAAUGUGAGUUUGUUGCUUUGUAUGGAAUAGAAGGGCCAGGUCAUAUGAGAAGUGUAAAUCGUCUAGUUGCAUCCACACUUUCUAUUGUAUUCUGUGUUUUCCCUCAGAUGUGUAGGUCUUCAUAAUCCAGUCAACCACCAGAAGAAAGAUAAAGGGUGAGAGUAAGCAGCCUUGUUUUUCACCGCUCCUCACUUGGAAUGCAUCUGUCAGCUGUCCUCCAUGCGCACCUUUUCAGUGUAUUUCUUCGUAUGAAUUCCGUAUGAUGUUGACGAUUUUCUCAGGUACACCUUAGUGUCGAAGAUGGUCCCAUAACGUACUCCUAUUGACACUGUCAAAUGCUUUUUCAUAGUCAAGAAAGUUUAUGUAUAGUGAGCACACAACUUAUCAUUGAUUUUCCAUGUGUGCUGGAAUACUGCCCAUGUGCCCAAACUGUAUCAGGAGUUUUUCUCCCUGAGCGUGAGACUCAGAGGUUUAGUCUAAUCCACAAGGCAGUGGCAGGGGAGCGACGUUUGGAGAUGCAGUCUGAUAGUAGAUAGUGACCAAGAAUAGAUUCAUACAUCACUUGUUCUCUCGGGACCGUGAAGGUAAAAUGCAUGAUCGGUUCGGAAUCAGGGUUGCUCAACUGUCCUAGGUUGUUUCUCCGUAUCCACGAACGUGGUUUAAGCUCUGAACAUUGGCUUUUCGUCCUCUUGAUUUUUUAAACGAAACUCCUGCGAGAUGGUGAAUAGGACUUUCUUGAGAGUGGUCCAUAUGUGCGUGGUCAUACGCGAGCAUUUCUAGAGGGAGAGGAGACUCUCCCCACCCUCAACUGCACUCAGGAAUUUAGACGCACGUUUGUAUUGCGCCAGCAGAAGUAUCUUUCGAUGCUGAAUAUUUAUUACUGAUGAAAUGUAUUUUAUACGUAGUCGAAUAAUUUGUUCGCUAUCUAUGAGCGUGCAGCACAAUUUAACAGUGACUGUAUUUUAGUCAUAGAAAUGAUAACUAACCAACCAAUCUUCUCUUCAGAAUUCAAUGAUUUAUAGUUAUUAGUAGUAAUCGUGUGUUAACUGAUGUUGUUUGUGUUAGGUGAUAUUGGUUGUUGCUCAGAGAUCAUUGAGUGUAAGUACCUCAGUCUCCUUCCUACUAAUGGAGGUUAGUCUUUGCGUGAAUAUCUCUCUGUGAGUUAGUAACUUUAUCAGUCCGUAACGAAAACUACCAAUACAACUACACUAAUCUAUAUAUAACUUCUGAACCUGAAUAUAUUUUUCAUGUAAAUUAAUCAUUAAUUAAAGUAUGAAUGUUCAAUAUAUACAAAUUAAUUAUAACAUAAAACACAAGGUAUACUAGGUAUGCUUAGUGCACACCACUCGUUAAUUCUACACUUAAUGUUUUGCCAAAUAUUAUUCAUCAUUUAAGAGUACUUCUUUUCCUUCUUCUUGUAACUAUUUGAUCAUUGCAUAUGAUUGAUGCUCCUCCAACCAUAAGAUUUCUCCUUCAAUGUCUGUUGAAGUCUAUGUUUAUCUUUUUUUUCUAAAUUCCACAGCAUUCCACAUCCAAGUUCUUUCAAAUUGUACAGUAUACUUCAUUUGAUGACACACCUACUACCAUCCUUACAAGUUACUGAGAUUGAUAAAAUGUUAUAUAAACUACUUAUUAGGUAAGUAAUAUAUAUAACAUAUCAAGCAUAACUUGCAGUGAUUAAAAUACAAUAACAAUUUAUGCAUACAUCUGCGAAGUAAUCGUACAUUAAUGAAAUUCGUACAGUUUGUCCUUUCUUGUUCUCAAAAUCUUGAUGAAUACAAACUCAUGAAUCCAUAUAUUAUCGAGCCUCAUUUCUUAUGGAGACCAUGAAACCUCUAAUUUUCUGUGGUACUUUAAUCGCUCCGUAUAUAUUGCGUUGAUCUUUAAUCGUCUAAACUGACUAGACUCUUACCAUUUUACGAGAGUCAAUUUUCUCGUUGUCUGCUGAACAUUUGACUUGAUUACUGUGUUGAUAUUGCUUGUAGUUUUAUUUAGGACUCGUCAGUUAGAAGUAACCAUGGCCUAGUGUUGAUGUUUAAAUUGAAAUUCCAACCGUGUAUGUAGCUUAUCUGAUCACGUUCUGAAGGCGUUAGGUACUGGAAUGCGAUGCUAACCAAAAUCUUAAGAACUCUUAGCAACGUCUGGCAAUAAAUGGAAAUAAAGUACUUUGUUAAAUCAGCCCCAACUAGUAACACGAAGUUAUUUUCGUCAAUUUAUUAAUGAUUAAAGCAUCUAGUCAUCUGAAAAUUUACCGAAUUUAUGUUUUCAGUAUGACUUAAAUUAUACAGAUUACAUUCUGUGGUUAAUUAUGUCAACUAAACAGUACAAUUGAUAGAUAUUGCAAAACCAUUGCAUUAAUGGGUUUUUAAGUCGGUGCAGUGUGAUUAUCUUGUUCACUUCGAAGGCACAUAGUUUCCGAAGACAUAUAUUAUCCAACCGUUGAACUACAUAUUUCAAAUUAUUAAUUAACGUUGGAUUCAAACUGACUAGCCUAAAGUAGCCAUUGUCAUCACAAAACUGAUACUUCCUAAAUGAGGUAGCGAGUAUACAUACUACUAAUACAUCUCACUAUAACGAAAUAAUUGUCCAUUGUAUUCUGACCUAUUUUAACGAAAUAUAUGUUUAUACUACUUUUUCAGGUGUGGUUUUAGUGAUGACAUACGUAUACGUAAAAUUGCUUCGUUAGCUUUAACCUCAAUUAUACAUCCAAGUGUUAUCAUGACUACAUUAAACCAUUUAUUCGAUUUAAUGGAACUAUUUCAUGAAUCAAUGCCAGUUAAGAGAUGGUGCAAUAUUCGAUUGAAUAUAUUACAUGGUCUACUUUUACAGAUAUAUGCAUUGAUGUAUUCCAAUAUGGAUAUUCAUGAUAGUACACCAUCAGUUUACACUGUUUCAACUAUAUCGUAUCUUUCAAAAUCGAAUUAUUUAACAAUUAUAAAUCGUUUAAAGUCAUCAUUCUCUUGGUUAAAUGAUUCAGCAUAUGUUACAUGUACAAUUAUAAAACAAUUAUAUAUGAAAAUAUUAAAUUGUCAUUAUAAUCAACCUAUACAGAUUGAAACUAAUGUAAUUGGUCUUGAAUAUGAUUAUUUGAUAACACAUAUUUAUGUUCUGAUUGAUUGUACAUUGAACAAUUCGGAAAAUUCUACUCUUUCUCCUACUACAUUUUAUUUAAACUUAAUAAAAUGGACUAAAUCUAUGAAUUCAAUAAAUCUUCUUACAGUUUCACUUCGUCGAAUUUGUUCAUAUUUACACUCAACACUUGCUCAUUCCACAUUGAAUGACAACAAUUUCGAUAUAGAAGAUAUUAAUGAAAUUAUUGAUGCCAGUGAACACUUGAAUUCGUCAAUAUUCAAUAAAUUAAAAACAUUGUUUCCCUUUCAAACUUUAUUUCAAAAUUUUAUUCGUUUAUAUUUUCGGUUAGAUGAAAAUAUUCCACAUAAUAAUAAUCAUAAAGAUGACGAAGCGUAUCGAUAUGCAUUUGCCUUAUUAACUAUACAAUUGCAACAACAUCAAAGUGAUCAUGAUUCCACAGAUAUCUCAAGGAAAUUAAUUCUGGCAGCUUUUCGUUGGAGUUGUAAACAGAUGAAACUUCUAUUUAAAAAAAUGAAAUGCUUAAAUUCACUACCAAUCUACUUAGCAGCAUUUAUACGUUUUCAUACUAAAUUGAUCACAGUUAUAUAUAAUAAGGAGAGUGAUGAUGACGUUUCAUUAAUUCUGUCUAAAUUCUGUAAUUUAGGCAAUCUUUGUUUCAAUAUAUUGCAACACUCACAUACUACUACUACUACACAUGUCUGUUUAGAAGUAAAAUAUGCUGUUUUGCAUUCGUUUUUUGUAUCAAGAAUUUUUGUUAAUUGUUUAUCAUUCUCCUCGGAGGAAGACAUAAAGAAAGUUUUUCUUCAAUCAUUCGAUAUUCUAAUCGAGAAUAUUAAUAAUUUGGAAAGUUCUAAACUACAAAAAUUGACAUGUAAGACCGUUCAGAAUAUCUUGAUGUUCAGUGAUCCAAAAUUUCAAUGUGUCACACAAUCACCUUAUAUUCUAUUAGAUGGUUUAAUAAAAUUCGUUUUAUUACAUGGAAAUUUCAGUCUCUAUGAACAUUUGCUCUUAUUUCUUCGAAAAAAAGUUCGUCAUUUUAAAGAACUCAACUCUCAGUUAGAUAACGUAAUUAGUGAAAAUGCAUUCUCACAGACAACAUUGAAAUUCGAAAACGAUCAAGUGGAAUUAAUCAAAAUUAUAUCUGAUAAUAUUACGAAAUGGAUACAACCAUAUCUUGAUGCAUUGUACGUUUCUUUACAUGAAGAUGAUAGGAUGGACUAUAUUCAAAAUGAUCUUGAUAAGUCAUUGUGUCGAGUAAUGGAUUUCAAUGAUAUGGUUCCAUUUUUAAUUUUCAAAUCGGAUUAUGCAUCACUUCUAUAUUUGAAUCGUUACACGGAUAAUCGCAUGAUAUUAUUAUUGUAAACAAUUAUUUAUUUUAUUUCGAAAAAUAAACAAGUUUUAUUUGUUAUUCCUGUCAACUGUCCUUUCUUCGCCCGUUUUUCGUCUUCACACACAUACAAGUGUAAUUCAACAUACACUUUCAUAUCAUUUUUUCUUUUCCAGAAUGUCUGGAAAGGACAAAAAACGACGAGGUUUACGAGGGAUCGAAAUCUUUAUUGUACCUUUUUUCGUUAAUUUAUUGUACCACAUGGCCCUUGGUAGUAGGAAAAGACAAACAGACGCGUCUAAACAAAGCAAGUUAUCAAAAGAGUGAAUACUAACUACAAGCUCUUUUAGGUUUAAGCAUCUAGCUGCCCACGUCGUCACUACCCCACUAGAUGUAGAAAGAUGUUCAACGGUAAAUAAAUCCCCAAAUUCAAUAGCUUUGUUAGUCCGACGUUUCAUGCUUACCACGUUAGAUUUAAUGUACUCACCUAGCUGAAGGCUCUCGGUCAUGCAUCCGCACCAGGUUACGAGAGGGAACGCCGUGCUCAACAUCCCCUGCAAUCACUAACCAGAUUAGAUCAGCCUAUCCACGAUAUACUGGUAACCUAUCAAAUUUAUCUUCGAAUCUCCUCACGUCUGACUUUUGAUUCUACUGAGUGGCACGAUUCAGUUAUAGAUGUUACUGGUUAAAGUGUUGUCAAACUGCAAAUACCUGUGGCAUCUUCAGCCUGAUAUGUCUGCGGCAGUCCAUGCUGCCAAGGGGCUGGAAUUCGCAAUAAUUAUUACGGUGCAUAAGGCGGCGAGUAGGGACCUGAAAACUAUUUACCCGUUAGUUUAACCAGUGUAGUUGUAAAACUAAUUGAAUAGAUCAUUCGGAUGGUUAUUAUGAACUGUGUUGAGGGGCACAAUCUUUUGAAGUUGCCACAGGUAUUCGGAGUUUGACAACGCUUUAACCAGUAACACCUAAUAUGAAGCGUACCCACCAAGUGAAAUCAAGAGAAAGAAGCAAGGAGGUUCGACGAUAUAUUUGAUAGGUUACCAGUAUAUCGUGGAUAGGCUGAUCUAAUGUGGUUAGUGAUUGCAAGG